AUGACGCAACUUGAGAAUACGCCUACUAGCAGCCAGGAUGCCCGCAGGGACUCUAGCUUAGACUCGCGUGCACGUGGGUCUAGGUCUCCGCCUCAGCCUCAGAACUCGUCUAAAGUGAACAGAACGCCUCCGUUUGUGAGCAUGGACACGGCCUUGGAAAAUGACAUAAAACGACGAUUCUUGGAUAUGGAAGUCUCUAUUAAGCUCUCAGAGAUGGCAAAGCUGGCUCCAAAGUUCCGGAAUACCUUAUUUCGGGAGGAUACACCUGGCGAACCUAGAGCCUCUAGCUCUAAUGCUCUGGUCCUAUAUCGAGACUCCGAUGAGUUGAUAAGACCACCCGUGAACGUCGCGUCUGGGCAGAUCAUCACGGACCGAAGACGCUCGGUGCCUGUUGGAGAUGCCCCUGAGACUGAUGAAGGGAUAUACUCGCUCCCUCUCCUUUACACGGACGUGCGCAUUAACCAGUUUAUGGUCCGCGGGAUGUUAGACUCUGGCUUAGGACUGAACGUGAUUGGUAAGAGAGAGGCAAGAGAGCUUUCUCACCCUAUUCGAAGAGAUCCUUAG
Messenger RNA from Penicillium longicatenatum, 564 nucleotides. RefSeq lists its product as uncharacterized. The transcript has a single exon. The record is from RefSeq and is a predicted model, not a curated record. The coding region runs from base 1 to 564 and encodes 187 amino acids. Lineage: Eukaryota; Fungi; Ascomycota; Eurotiomycetes; Eurotiales; Aspergillaceae.